GCUAUCUACUCGGCUCCGUUUCCCUCUGAGAGAAGCAAGAGUGCCGAAUUCACCGAUGUGAAGAUGCCUCAGCGUUUUGAGGGUCCAAAAACACUCAACAGGGUCAAUCUAAGGAGCGGCACUGGAUGCCAUGUCGAACAUGCGGCGUCCACCACGCUUCCUGAUGACCGCAAUUGGGCCUCCUGUGCCACCUUUGAUAGAUUAACGAGACCAGUUGGUCACUGGUUCCUCUGAUGUUGGGGACUCGCCUGAAUGGACGAAAAACCCCACGGCCGUACCUGCCCUCCCCUGGGAGAGGGGAAUUGCAAGCAAACCGUCGGUAGCUAGGUAGGUUCCUGUGACAUUUCGUCUUCGCAACCUCCCUUCACGCCUUUCUCUCCAUUCUACUGUCACAUCAAUCUCCUUUGUGGAAAUGCCAUAGCUCUUUUGAGUCCAUCAUCGUUACCCAUGCCCACCAUGCAUAUGGUGCUGGCACCUAAGAAACGGCUGCUCCAAAUCCCAACGCUGUUCUUCCUCUUCCUAGUCUUCUUCUUCUACCGUACAACAUUUGACCCCGGUCGAGACACGGCGAUUGAUAGGGCGCUCGGUAUUCCUCGAACUCUUGCUGCAAACGAGACGUUGGGAUUCGGCGCUGUCCUCGUCGUAUCCAAACAAGGCUCCCGGCGACGCCACGCACUUAUCCAAGCCGCGAACGUCACAGACAUUGAGCUCACUAUACCCAGGCAGCCCAAAUGGACUGAGGAGCAGCUGGAAGACUUUAGCAAUGGCGAGGACAUGGCGGAGCAUCGAGGUUCCAUGUUGGCGUGGUUGGGCCAUCACAACGUUCUGAAAUGGUUCCUCCAUUCCGGCCUGGAGACGGCCCUCAUCCUUGAAGAUGACGUCGACUUCGAUAUCCGACUGCGCAGCGUUCAGAUACCUCUCGCUGCUCGUGCGGCCCGCGCUCUGCUACCGCCCGCAAAGUCGCGCUCGAUGAUAGCCGCUUGGAUCGGAAGGUAUAGGGGCUUCUCGCACUACUGGGGGAAUCCAGCAUCAUGGGACCUACUGUAUAUCGGACACUGCGGAGACUAUUUUCAUCCCGUCUCCUUCGAAGGCAUUGCGCAGAAGCCAGGCGGCUACAACCUCAGCAAGAUCGCGCACGCUACGUACCACGAUCCCACUUUUCCGCGCCCAGACGAACUGCAUCCCUUCACGCAGAGUCUGAUGUACAAGCUCAGGGUACCAUAUAACCACAGGGUAUUGCAUCGGUCACAGUUCCCCCUCUGCUCAUUUGGCUAUGCCGUGACCCGGGCCGCUGCGGAGCGUCUCCUUGAUGAUCUCGCACCGGCGCGUCUGCUCCCCACAGGCCCACGAGCAUUCGACGUCGCUCUCCUCCAAGCAUGCGUCAAAGGCUCGGAGACGGCGUCUCCAACUCCUCAGCAAUACAUCGAUUCACGGCCGGAACUUCGAUACAAACACAAAAAUGCAAGUCCGGGGCUUAGAUGCUGGACAGUCAACCCGGAACUCUUUCAUCAUAUGCCAGGCGAGAGCGAGAUUGCGCGUGUUGGCGAGGAAACUCACGGCGCGAAGACGCAUCUACCACCUGUCGACCAGGCUGCCCAGCAAAUUGUACGGGAACGGAAUGAGACUGCGAAUAUAGGAUGCGGGUUCUGGAGCGGCGAGUUUUCUUUCAAUGACGGCGAUAUGCAACGGCUUCGGUUCUUGCGGGAACAUGUAGGACGGAAGGGGGAGUGCUUGAAACCGGGUAGGGAGUCGAUAUGAAGCUGAAGAGCGUCGUUUUUCCACGGGGAUGGGCACUUUUCAUUCGAAUCAAAGCUCUGCGGACGUAUAACAUCGGAUGGAGCAGGGCUUGCAUUCAGUCAAAGAACUGAAGCUUUUAGUGUGAGGAGGGGUUUGGGCGAGGCGCAAUGAGCGCAAUGGGCUCAGUUGUGUCUGAUGAAUACCCUCAUUAUCCGCUCCCAUUACAGUGUAGUUCGAGACGAAGGGGUUGAUAUUCUUUCAGUCCAGCGUAUAAGAGAAGAGAAGGCUCAAUAAUUCUAGAUACUGUGC
Westerdykella ornata is the source of this 2046-nucleotide messenger RNA. RefSeq lists its product as uncharacterized. The transcript is spliced from 2 exons. NCBI's taxonomy places the organism in Eukaryota, Fungi, Ascomycota, Dothideomycetes, Pleosporales, Sporormiaceae. The coding region runs from base 463 to 1758 and encodes 431 amino acids. The record is from RefSeq and is a predicted model, not a curated record.